GCAGAUGUUAUUCUUGACAAUCAAGAUGAUAAAGGAAGACGCAAGCCAAGACGCAUGCGCACUUGUUUCACUCCUCGGCAACUUCAAGUUUUAGAGCAGACCUUUUGCAAGACACAUUAUCCAGAUGUGCUACUAAGGGAGCAGUUAGCAAAUUUUACAAACCUACCAGAAUCAAGAAUACAGGUAAAUAAGAAUUACUUGGCUUUGGUUAGGAAACGGGCCAAAAUGUAACAAUCAUUUGAAUUACAGUCAACUCCCUCUAAGACACAUCACUUUGGGACCAGCACUUUAAGUGCGUCUAAGAGAAGUGUCCGUCAAAUAGAGAGUCAACUUAAAGGAUUAUAGAAAGGCAGGGACCAACUCUGGGUGUCCGUCUUAGCGAGGACUCCGUUUUUUUAUCGUGUCCGUUAAAAGGCAGUUGACUGUAUCCGUCUUAUAUAGAGAGUCAACUUAAAGGAUUAUAGAAAGGCAGGGACCAACUCUGGGUGACCCUCUUAGCGAGGUGUCCGUCUUAUAGAAGUGUCUGUUAAAAGGGAGUUGACCGUAUCCGUCUUAUAUAGAGGGUCAACUUAAAGGAAUAUAGAAAGGCAGGGACCUACUCUGUGUGUCCGUCUUAGCGAGGAGUCCGCUAAAAGAUCGUUAACUGUAUUACCGUUUUAGAAAAUAUUUCUAGAAUAUGCUGUGAAUUGACUGGAUAGAUCAAGGGAGGGGAACAAAGAAGAAAAUAGAGAGGAACAAGAAGGGGAGAGGUGCGGUAUGGGAGAGAAGAAGAGGAAUCUACCGAUAUAUGGAUUAACAACAGAGAAGACAAAAUUGAAGUCAAAAAAUUCAAACUUGUAAAAUUAUGGGAUUGGUUAGAAUAUUCAGAAAGAACAAGAUGAAAAACGCCCCCUUGUCAAAAAUCAGCCUGUUAGUGUAAUUUGGUGGGUAGAUAUACGCACCGGUUUGCUCUGAUGACUCCCUACAAGUCCUUCUAAAAUUGGCUUGGAUAGUAACGAUGACCAUAAGGCCUAGUUAAUCACCAAUUUGCACCAACUUCUUUCCCAUAAUUUCACAAAUUUUAUUUUUGUUACGUCAUAACUUCUUAUCUCUAUUGCCUCAUUAGGACAGUACGUUGGUUCUCAUUUCAUAAAUGUCCUUCUCAGAAACGUUUAAUUAAUUUUGUUUUCUCCUCUUACAGGUAUGGUUCAAAAAUCGCAGAGCAAAGUAUCGAAAACACGAGAAGUCCGGAGUUGAACUAACAUCAAAAACGAGUCUUUCAAGUUUCUGUAAUGCUGAGACCAUGGGAAACAGGCAUGAAUGUUCACUCUCCCACCUCUCCUUUUACCAAUCUCCAAGAAAUAGCAAUCGGCCAGUUAUGUCACCUGUUCUCAGAAGAAAACCAGACAUGGAACGACCACUCGAUCAUGGUCAUCAUCUUCCGAGCAUGUCAACAUUUCUCCCGCCAGUUCAUGAAAUGCUUCCACAUAACAUGAUGACGUCAUCAUUUCACCCAUUCUCUUGCACAUCUGAGCCAUAUCGACAACAAUCAUUCCCUUCAUACACCCUCAGGCAUUUUACUGAUGGGUCUCCAUUUGGUUACAAUUAA
Molecule: messenger RNA, 1588 nt
Organism: Porites evermanni
Lineage: Eukaryota; Metazoa; Cnidaria; Anthozoa; Scleractinia; Poritidae
Source: the annotation of a GenBank genome assembly